Molecule: messenger RNA, 731 nt
Organism: Dermacentor silvarum
Lineage: Eukaryota; Metazoa; Arthropoda; Arachnida; Ixodida; Ixodidae
Exons: 3
Coding region: 78-596 (172 amino acids)
Source: RefSeq, a predicted model, not a curated record
UCUUUUAAGGGCUUUGCUUAACAGUUAGUUCUGAACAAGCGGAGGAGAGCGACAGCUCGAUACAAACCAGCCAGCAAAUGGACAGUGCCAGUAUCAGCGGAAUAGUGAUGUUGGUAACUUGUGAUCCUGGUAGCGAAGAGAAAGAGGGAGACGAGAAAGUGCCUGCAAACCAGUGUCUGGAGCUCUUCCGUUGGCAUGUUCCGGAUGGCUGGCAAAGCCCCGUCCCGCUUCUGUAUAACGCCACGGUCCCCAUGAUUCGGAAGCCACAGGCGCGAAAAACUGCAAUUGUGAAGCUGGAUUUAGGAUCAGGAGGAUGGAAGGAGGCAAGAGUGAAAUGGGCUCACGACAGUUUAGAGGAUGGCAACUUGAGACUGGUUAAGAAGAAAUGCAACUAUACUGCUACGAUAGUAUUCACUGCGUCGAAACUUGCCUCAGAAGAGCACAGCGAGCUCACGGAGCUGCGGAAGAUUUGCAAUGCUGACGGACUGCAGACGACAGCCGGACGUCGACUCAAGUGUUUACUUAAAGGGGAAUAUCAGCAGGAGGUUUGCCGCUAUCCACUAGACGACAGCGACGGAGAAUCAAAGUCUGAAUAGCUCCUAUGAAAUUGUGAUACAAUAAAAAAAGGAAACAUGAAAAUACCAGGCUUUAUUCCAGGUGAAAGAAAUGCUGCAGCGUGCCGCAUUGUCACAUAAUUUGUCCUCUGAAGAAAAUGUGUUUUAAACAUUUAU